CAUUUGAAUUGAUGUAAGACAUGGAGCCUUGAAGACAGAACCAAAUUCACCAAAUUUUAGGUGUUGUUUACAGACACGUGAGGAAAUGUUUGGGAGGGACCCUAUGAUGAUGAUCAAAAUUGAAAACGCAAUUGUUAGCUAGUUUUAUUGUUACCUUUUAGUUUACACCGUAUGCUAGAAUAAAAUGUACGUUAGGUAUUUAUUUGUUAGGGGGACAGUUUUUUGCUGACAGCUUUGUGCUGUAUUUGAAUAUACAGUUAAUAUUUAAUGUUCAUGAAUGUAUGAAGUGGAAACAUUCACAUUGAGCAAUUGCAGUACAUUUAUUAAAUAUAAUUUAGAAAUACAGACUUUUUCGUUUUACUCACUAAAUACUUUUAAUGACUUUUUAAUGAGUGGACACAAAGCCUUUCCUAAUCUUCCACCAUUGAACUCUAUGUGAUUUACAUUUGAAGUCCCACCGAAAAUUCAGUUAAGUAGGUUGUAUGAGGCAGAACAACAUCAACAGUAAGUCACUUCUACAAGCACACAAACAAAUACAUGUUUAUAAUAAGACUUGCUUCCUUUGUCGUGAACUCACUACAUUAUAAAUGUUUCCUAUUGAGGGAAGUGGCGACUGUUAUCUUCCAGUGUUUCCUGCCCGUUUCCCUCAAUAAAACUAGAUUCGGUUCACAACAGGCACAGACGCACACACACACACACACACACUUACACAUCGGGGACCUUCGGGGUAAGUAGCUUUUUGAACUUUUUUCCGCAAAACGUUUCUUGAACAUUUUAACGACUUUGGGGCUUUUCAGGACAUGAAGUUUCAUGAGCUUUCGCUGUGAAUUGGAGCCGGGUCGGCAGAUCUCCAAUUUAUUUCAUUGGGGAACGAUGAUCUGUGAGUGUCGGUUACUCCGGUGACAGUUAAUGAUGAGAGCCGAACCACUGAGGCGUAAUACUGGGAGUCUCUCUCCCCCGGCACAAUAAUUAAAGUGCACCGCAUUGGCUGAUUAUUUUGCCAGGCACUUCUUGAGUUGAGUAUCAGGUGGCCGAUCGUUUCCUAUGUCUAUAAAUAUUAAAAUCCCUGUAAUUACCUCUUGAUUCCACUAAAGUUUUUACUUGUGUCAGUUAUUGUUUAAUCUCGUGUUAAUCUGUGGACUAUAUAAAGCUUCUGUUGCAGGUGUUUUGUGUUUGUUCUGUUCUUGUCCUGAACAAAGCGGAUGGCUCCUCAGACAGCCGGGAAGUAGAUUAGAUAGUGAUGGCUGAAUUUAGAUUUUUUUUUUUUCGUGUAUGAAGGUUGCAGCCACGGCUCUGACUGGAGGUCACAGCUAACAGGCCGGAAAUGAGACGCCCACCGCGAUAACCUCAACAAAAACAGAUCACUUUUGGGGGAAAACAGGACACAAAGGAAAUUGAUGGGAAAAAUGCGUGAUGUCUUACAAUAGGAACGAGAACUGUGUCAAAAAUAACAUCAUAUCUGUUGUGUAAAAUGUAUCACGGCCUAAAGGAGUGCAGUUUCCCCAUUUGACUUUGUUGUUUUGCAACAACCCUGUUGCCUUAUGCCCGAUGUGUCCCUGCCUGGACGCAGAGCCUGGAGGAGCGCUGUAACCAGAUGCUUCGGAACAUGGAGGCCUCCCUGACGGCCCGGGACCGCGUGGGCAUCCAGGAUUUUGUUCUCCUGGACGCCUACAUGAGCGAGAGUGCCUUCCUGGACAACCUGAGGAAGCGCUUCCACGAGAAUCUCAUUUACACCUACAUUGGAACUCUCUUGGUGUCGGUCAACCCAUAUAAAGAGUUAAAUAUCUAUAACAAGAAGCAAAUGGAUACCUACAUGGGGGUGAACUUCUUCGAGCUGCCACCUCAUAUUUACGCGCUGGCCGACAACGUCUUCCGCACCAUGCUGUCCGAGUUCAACAACCACUUCAUCCUGAUCUCAGGGGAAAGUGGUGCCGGCAAGACCGAGGCCUCCAAGAAAAUCCUGCAAUUCUACGCCGUCAGCUGUCCGAGCACGAAACUCCUGAACAACGUCCGCGACCGGUUGCUUCUCUCCAACCCAGUGCUCGAGGCCUUCGGAAAUGCCAAAACCCUGAAGAAUGACAACUCGAGCCGCUUUGGGAAAUACAUGGACAUCCAGUUUGACCACCAGGGGGGGGCGGUGGGUGGUCACAUCCUGAGUUACCUGCUGGAGAAGUCCCGUGUGGUCCACCAGAACCACGGCGAGAGAAACUUCCACAUCUUCUAUCAGCUGGUGGAGGGAGGAGAGGAGGAACUGCUGCGCUGGCUCGGCCUGGAGAGAAACUGCCAGAACUACAGUUACCUGGUGCAGGGUGAUUGUGCCAAAGUGAGCUCUAUUAAUGAUAAGAGUGACUGGAGGACAGUGCGGGGAGCCCUCUCUGUCAUACACUUCAGUGAGAGUGACAUUGAGGACCUGUUUGGAAUAAUUGCCAGCGUGCUCCAUCUGGGAAAUAUCAAGUUUGAAGCGGAUGUUCGGGGAUACGCUUCUCUCAACAACGACCAGGAGAUGCACUGGGUGUCGAAGUUGUUGGGAAUUCCCACUCAGGUGCUAAAACAGGGUUUAACCCACAGGAAGAUUGAAGCCAAAACAGAGGAGGUGCUUAGUCCCUUCUCCGUGGACCAUGCAGUGUACGCCAGGGACGCCCUCGCCAAAGCAAUCUAUGGCCGUACUUUCAACUGGCUGGUCAACAAGAUCAACGAAUCUUUGGUUAACACGGAUUUCUCCAGGAAAACAGUAAUUGGUCUCUUGGACAUCUAUGGGUUCGAGGUUUUCUACGUGAACAGCUUUGAGCAGUUUUGCAUCAACUACUGCAACGAGAAGCUGCAGCAGCUUUUCAUCCAGCUGACCCUCAAGUCCGAGCAGGAGGAGUACGAGAUGGAAGGGAUUGAGUGGGAACCUGUGCCAUUUUUCAACAACAAGAUAAUCUGUGAUCUGGUGGAGGAGAAACACAGAGGAAUGAUCUCUUUACUGGACGAGGAAUGUUUACGUCCCGGAGAGGCCACAGAUCUCACCUUCCUGGAGAAGUUGGAAGAAACCAUUGGCGGUCAUCCUCAUUUUGUCACACACAAACUUGCAGACAUAAAGACAAGAAAAACCUUGGACAGAGGAGACUUCCGCCUCUUGCACUACGCUGGGGAGGUUACAUACUGUGUUGUCGGAUUCUUGGACAAAAACAAUGAUCUCCUGUAUCGAAAUGGGAAAGAGGUCAUUUCACACACGCAGCAUAACUCUUAUAUCACAGCCAUUCAUAGUACAUCCUGUUUUGUCCGUCAUGUUAGAUGCUUACGUCUUCCCACUCUCCUUAAGGUCAUGCGACAGUCCAAAAACGCUAUCAUCAAACACUGUUUUCCUUCUUCUGAACCGGACAGCAAGAAAAGACCUGAAACCGUGGUGACUCAGUUUAAGAGCAGCCUAGUGGGCUUGACUGAGAUCCUAAUGUCCAAAGAACCCUGGUACGUCCGCUGCAUUAAACCCAAUGAUGCCAAGCAGCCAGGACGCUUUGACGACGUGUUGGUGAGACACCAGGUGAAGUACCUGGGGCUGAUGGAGCAUCUGAGGGUCAGGCGAGCUGGGUUUGCUUACCGACGCAAAUACGAGAUAUUUCUACAGAGGUACAAGGCUCUGUGUCCUGACACCUGGCCCCACUGGAAAGGCACGGCAGCAGAAGGCGUACGGUGCCUCAUCCAACAUCUGGGCUACAAACCAGAUGAGUACAAGAUGGGCAGGACAAAAAUAUUCAUCCGGCAUCCUAGAACUCUGUUUGCAACAGAAGACACCUUUCAGGUCUGCAAACACAGGCUAGCAACACGGAUUCAGGCCAAGUACAAAGGCUACAGAGUGAAAGGACACUACCUGAAACAGAGAGAGGCUGCCACUAAGAUUGAGACCUGCUGGAGAGGUAUGCUGGCCAGAAAGGAGCGUGAAAAAAGGGCGUGGGCCGUCAAGGUCAUCAAGAAGUUCAUUAAAGGUUUCAUGACGAGAAAUCAGCCGGCUUGCGUCGACAACAGCGAGUACCUGGCGUACGUGAGGCAGAACUACCUCACGCGUCUGAGGGACACCCUUCCCAAAACGGUCUUGGAAAAAGACUCUUGGCUCACCCCUCCGCCCAUAAUGGAGGAGUUGUCUCAGCUGUUGAAGAAGCUCUACAUUCGUCACAUGGUGCGGAAGUACGUUGGCGGAAUCACUCCACAGAGGAAAGCAGAGCUUCUGUUAAAAGCAGAGGCAAGCUCAAUUUUCAAAGGAAAAAAAGAAAGCUACGCGUUGAGUGUGUGCAGACCAUUCGUGGACACCAGAAUUAAUGCAGAAGACACAAGCGCCAAGGUGCUCCAGAUGAUACGGCAUGAGCACAUCAAGUACAGUGUGCCGGUGGUGAAGUACGACAGGAACGGGUUCAGGCCUCGUCUCCGGCAGCUCAUCUUCACCAGGGAAGCCGCCUACCUGGUCGAGGAGGCCAAGAUCAAACAGCGGAUAAACUACAUCUCUCUGAAAGGCGUGUCAGUCAGCAACCUGAGCGACAACUUCCUGAUCCUUCAUGUUUCAUGUGAUGACAUCAAGCAAAAGGGGGAUCUGGUUUUGCAGUGUGACCACCUGUUCGAGGCCCUGACUCAACUGAGUCUUAUUGCCAACAAGCAGAACUGUAUCAAAGUGGUCCAGGGCAGCGUGCGAUUCGAUAUCCAGCCGGGCAGAGAGGGGUUUGUGGACUUCAAGAGUGGGCAGGAGUCGAUGGUCUACAGGGCAAAGAACGGCCACUUGAUGGUGGAAUCCACCAGAACCAAGUCCAGAUGAUGUGGCUGCGUUUGAGUGACAGCCGGGUUUGUUCUGGAACACUGCUCCAGGGUUGUUGCCAAUUUUGUUCCAUGUCAGUUGCUUUUUAACUUUUUUUUUGCAUCUUCAUGACAAUGUUAUCCAGUGAUAAACGUUACACGGCCAAUAUCUCAGUAGAGCAGACAAAGAACUAGCAGUAGAGCCUAGUGGGAACGUCAUUGGGUCUGCUUGUCCCUGUCAGCAGUUUAAAUCAUCUAUAUAUCAACAAACUGAUCCCAGCUCAGAAUUGGGUAAAUUAAACGUCUGUAGUAUGAAUAGAAGCACUUGUAAUCGCUUUUUUGUGUCCUGUGUAGAUGAUACUAUCAUUAAAAAAAAAGGUGUGCAGCCAUAAAUGUUUUUAA
Molecule: messenger RNA, 5163 nt
Organism: Gasterosteus aculeatus aculeatus (three-spined stickleback)
Lineage: Eukaryota; Metazoa; Chordata; Actinopteri; Perciformes; Gasterosteidae
Source: RefSeq, a predicted model, not a curated record